Molecule: messenger RNA, 7266 nt
Organism: Necator americanus (New World hookworm)
Lineage: Eukaryota; Metazoa; Nematoda; Chromadorea; Rhabditida; Ancylostomatidae
Exons: 49
Coding region: 1-7266 (2421 amino acids)
Biological process (GO): actin cytoskeleton organization
Cellular component (GO): plasma membrane; cortical actin cytoskeleton; cell junction
Molecular function (GO): calcium ion binding; actin filament binding
Source: RefSeq, a predicted model, not a curated record
AUGUCUGAUGACGGAGCCCCUCCGGAGCCCGUGCUUGAAGUUCCACCUCCAACCGAAAUCAAGAUUCUAGAGACUGCGGAGGAUAUACAGCAUCGACGUCAAGAAGUACUUGGACAUUAUGCGCAGUUCAAAGAGCAUGCAAAGAAUAAGAGAGACCGCCUCGAAGAGGCACGACAGUACCAGUACUUCAAACGAGAUGCAGACGAACUUGAAAUCUGGAUUCUCGAAAAACUACAGACGGCUCAGGAGGAGUCAUUCAAAGAUCCUACCAAUCUCCAAGCCAAAAUCCAGAAGCAUGAAGCUUUCGAGGCAGAGGUACAGGCACAUGCAAAAACCAUCAGCAAUUUGGACAAGACGGGAAAUGGUAUGAUUGCGCAUGGACAUUUUGCUAGUGAAGUCAUCAAGAAACGCCUCGAAGAACUUCAUGCACUUUGGGACAAGCUUUUCUUCAAGCUGAAAGACAAGGGUAUUAAGCUGCAACAGGCACUUAAACUGCUCCAGUUUAUUCGACAAUGCGAUGAAGUGCUUUACUGGAUUAGAGACAAAGAAGCUUAUGUUACUGCCGAAGAUAUGGGUAUGGAUUUGGAGCACGUAGAAGUGCUUCAGCGUAAAUUUGAGGAUUUUCUGAAAGAACUUGGAAAUCAUCACUACCGUAUUAAUGAGAUCAAUCAGGCUGCGGAUAAACUGGUCGAGGAUGGGCAUACCGAACAUGAUCAGAUUUACAAGAAACGGGAUGAAGUAAACGAAGCAUGGCAUCGUCUAAAUACCCUUGCUGCAACUAGGAAGGAGUCCCUCUUUGGAGCACAUCAGGUGCAACGUUUCAACCGUGAUGCCGACGAGACGCUUGCAUGGAUCGCUGAAAAGGAUGCUACCUUGUCAAGUGAUGACUACGGCCGUGAUCUCAAUAAUGUUCAAGCUCUGCAACGAAAGCAUGAAGGUACUGAACGAGAUCUGGCUGCUUUGGAAGGGAAAAUGCAGCAGUUAGAGAAGGAGUCUGCUCGAUUGUCCGAAACUCACCCGGAUCGAGCCGACGCCAUUGAUGCCAAAAUGCGCGAAGCAAAAGGACAGUGGAAUGCUUUGAAGAGAAAGGCCCAAGCGAGAAAGGAAGGCUUGGAUCGUAGUCUGCAACUGCACCGUUUCCUUGCUGACUACAGGGAUCUAUGUUCUUGGAUCAAUGACAUGAAAGCUGUAAUUUCUGCGGAUGAGCUAGCAAAAGAUGUUGCUGGAGCUGAAGCACUUCUCGAAAGUCAUCAGGAACACAAAGGAGAAAUUGAUGCCAGAGAAGACAGUUUCAACCAAACUGCUGUUUCUGGACAAGGUCUCUUGGAUAUGGGAAUUCCGGAAAGUGAUGAAGUUCGUCAAAAAUUGGAACACUUAGCCUACGAAAAAGCUGCUCUGCUUGCUCUAUGGGAAGAGAGACGUAUUCUUUACGAGCAAUGUAUGGACCUUCAACUAUUUUAUCGUGAUACGGAACAAGCUGAAACAUGGAUGAACAAGCAGGAAGCCUUCCUUGCAAACCAGGACCUUGGAGAUUCUCUCGAUGCAGUUGAAUCGCUCAUCAAAAAGCAUCAAGAUUUCGAGAAAUCCUUGGCUGCACAGGAAGAGAAAAUCAAUGCUUUGGAUGAGUUCGCCACGAAGCUGAUACAGGGUCAACACUAUGCAGCCGACGACGUGUCAAGAAGACGUCAUGCACUGCUAGAUCGUCGUCGUCGUCUUAUGGAUCGGGCUGCUGACCGUGCACGCCAACUUCAUGAGAACUACAAGAAGCAAACAUUCAAUCGUGACUGCGACGAGAUGGAGAGUUGGAUCAAGGAGAAGCUGAAAACAGCUAAGGAUGACUCAUACCUUGAUCCAACCAACAUUCGUGGAAAACUACAGAAGCACACAAACUUCGAGCAAGAGCUCAAGGCAAAUCGCAAUCGUCUGGAUGAGAUCAACGACACUGGUGCACAAAUAAUAGAAAGCGGCCAUCCAGAAGCUGAUGAUGUGCGCCGCCGUCUGCAGGAUGUUGAUGAACUAUGGAACGAACUAGUCGACGCGACCAACAAGAAGGGAGCAAAACUUCGCGAAGCUGGCGAUGAGCAGCAGUUCAAUCGUAACAUUGAGGAUGUGGAGCUGUGGCUGAGCGAGCUGGAAGGUCAAGUUGCCUCGGAGGAUUAUGGGAAAGAUCUUGUUUCCGUCCAGAACUUGCAAAAGAAAAUUGCGCUGCUUGAAAGUGACUAUCUGGCUCAUCAAGACCGCGUCGAUGGAAUUGGUGGAUUGGCCAAGAAGUUUGCUGAUGAGGAGCACUUUAACGCUCCAGUUAUUCUUCGCAAACAGGAAGCUUUGCAAACAAGAUUCAUGAACUUGCGCGAUCCUCUUGAGAAACGCAAGAACAAGCUGGGUGAAUCUCUCCAAGGUAAUCAACUCUUCAGAGACAUCGAGGAUGAACUGGCGUGGAUAAGAGAGAAAGAGCAGGUGGCUGGCUCCACUAAUCGCGGUCGUGACCUUAUUGGUGUCCAGAAUCUCAUCAAGAAACAGCAAGCUCUGAUUGCUGAGAUCGCGAAUCAUGAGAGCCAAAUUGAUGCGGUUUGCAAAGCAGCCGAGGAUAUGAUCCAGCAGGGUCAUUUCCUUGCUCCGGAAAUUCGCGAUAAGCUCGCUCAGCUCCGUGAUAACUGGAGAAUCCUUAAGACGAAGGCUGAGAAACGCCGUCUUGAAUUGGAUGAUUCGCUCCAAGCUCACCAAUAUCUUGCUGAUGCUAACGAAGCUGAGUCGUGGAUGGCUGAAAAGGAGCCAGUUGUUGGUUCAACCGACUAUGGAAAAGACGAAGAUUCAGCUGAGGCUCUUCUGAAGAAGCAUCGUGCUCUUAUGUCCGACCUUGAUGCUUUUAAAGGAACCAUUGAUGACCUGAGAAAGCAAGCUGCCCAGUGCAAAUACCAGGAGCAGCCUGUUGGACAGCUUGGUCGUGAUUGUGUUCUGGCCCUCUAUGAUUACCAGGAAAAAUCACCCAGGGAAGUAUCGAUGAAGAAGGGUGACGUGUUGACCCUGCUAAAUGCAUCGAAUAAGGAUUGGUGGAAGGUCGAGGUGAACGACCGCCAAGGUUUUGUACCGGCUGCUUAUGUGAAGCGUAUUGAACCUGGAACUGCUCAUCAGCAUAGUCAGCAACAGGUGAACUCUAUUGGAGGGAAGCAGAAUGAAAUUGAGGAUAAGUAUCAAAAGCUAAUGAUGCUAGGUGAAACUCGCAAGAGGAAACUCGAGGAAGCCUGCAAAGGAUACCAACUUCUCAGAGAAGCCAAUGAUCUGGCUGAAUGGAUCAAGAGCAGGGAGGCUGUUGCGGCUCAGCAAGAGAUCGGUACUGAUCUUGAGCAGGUGGAGGUGUUGCAGAAGAAGUUCGACGACUUUAAGGGUGACCUUAAAGCCAAUGAGGUUCGUCUCCAGGAAAUGAAUCAGAUUGCUACUGCCCUCACAUCCGUUGGACAGACAGAGACUGCCGUACGCAUUCGCCAGCAAAUUGAAGAUCUCAAUGCUAGAUGGCGCGCACUCGAAGAGCAAACGGAACAGCGUGAGCAGCAACUCGGCUCUGCUCACGAAGUACAGAGGUUCCACCGUGACGUAGAUGAGACCAGAGAUUGGAUCCAGGAGAAGGACGAUGCGCUGGAUUCGGACGAUUUCGGACGGGAUCUCCGCUCUGUGCAAGCUCUCCAACGCAAACAUGAAGGUGUUGAGAGGGACCUGGCUGCACUGGGCGACAAGAUCAAGAGUCUGGAUGAGAAGGCAAAUCGUCUUCGCCAAAGUCAUCCUGAAGCCGCUGAGCAAAUCUAUGAUCUGCAACGUGAGCUCAAUGAGCAAUGGAACAGGCUUACAGCCAAGGCGAACAACCGCAAGGAGAAACUUCUUGACUCGUACGACUAUCAGCGUUUCUUGUCUGAUUAUCGUGAUCUCAUGCAAUGGAUCUCGGCCAUGAACCAGCUAGUAAGCAGCCAGGAGCUUGCAAAUGAUGUUACUGGUGCUGAAGCCUUGCUGGAAAGACACCAGGAAUAUCGUACAGAGAUCGACUCGCGCGCCGCAACCUUCCACGCUUUUGAGCAGUUCGGAAACCAACUUCUGAACAAUAAUCAUUAUGCAAGUGAAGACAUUGCUAAGCGCUUGAGCGACGUGAAUGCUGCCCGCCAAGGACUUGAGGAUGCCUGGGUUGCUCGUCGCAAUGUUCUUGAUCAGUGUCUUGAGCUACAGUUGUUCUACAGAGAUUGUGAACAGGCUGACACAUGGAUGUCCGCACGUGAAAACUUCCUUGCCCAAGAAGAUCCAACUGGUGACAAUGUGGAGUCGCUGAUCAAGAAGCACGAAGAUUUCGACAAGGCCAUCAACAGCCAGCAAGAGAAAAUUGCUGGUUUGCAGCAAUUCGCUAAUCAACUCAUCAACAGCAACCAUUACGACAAGGAUGCGGUCGCACGUAAGCGUGACAUGAUCCUAGACAGAUGGGAGCGUCUGAAGGCUGCUCUGAUUGAGAAGAGAAGCAAACUCGGAGAAAGCCAGACACUGCAGCAAUUCAGUCGUGACGCUGAUGAGAUUGAGAACUGGAUCGCCGAGAAGUUCCAGGUUGCUCAAGAGGAGAAUUACCGUGAUCCGACUAACAUCCAACAAAAGCAUCAGAAGCAACAAGCGUUCGAGGCUGAGUUGGCUGCUAAUGCCGACCGUAUUGCUACUUUGAUUACCGCUGGACAGAAUCUCAUUGAUGGAGCAAAGUGCGCCGGAGGCGAAGAUGCAGUCAGCGCUCGCCUGAAGGCAUUGAAUGAUCAGUGGGAGCUGCUCGUAAAAACUACCACAGAGAAGAGUUACAGACUCAAAGAGGCGAACAAGCAAAAGAGCUUCAUGGCUGCUGUCAAGGAUCUAGAAUUCUGGCUCGGUGAAGUGGAAAUUCUCUUACAGUCUGAUGACUAUGGAAAAGACCUGGCUUCUAUUGAAAAUCUGCUCAAAAAACACCAACUUUUGGAGGCCGAUAUCAUGGCCCACCAGGAUCGUGUGCAAGAGAUGAACCAACAAGCUGACUCACUUCUGGAGAGAGAUCAGUUCGCUGGGCAACAAAUUGCUGAACGUCGUAAGGUUAUCGCCGAUCGCUAUGAGCGUGUGAAGGAAAUGGCUAACGAUCGCCGCGAUAAGCUAAACAAAGCCUUGAAUGUUCACCAAUUCUUCCGUGACAUUGAUGAUGAGGAGUCAUGGAUCAAAGAGAAGAAACUUCUUGUGUCAUCUGAUGACUAUGGUCGUGAUCUGCCUGGAGUACAAAAUCUUCGCCGAAAACACCGCCGUCUGGAUACCGAACUUGCUAGCCAUGAGCCUCUUGUGUCCCAAGUUCGCCAGAAGGGUGAGGAAUUGUUGCGUUCGACUGGAAUCGCUGGCGAUGAGAUCCAGAGAAGAAUGGCUGAUCUGGAACGCAGCUGGGGACAAAUCCGCGACUUAACUGGUAGCCGCCACCAAAAGUUGAACGAGUCCGAGGACUUCCAGGAAUUCCUUGGUAAGAUUGAGGAAGAAGAAGCCUGGAUGAACGAAAAGCAGCAAAUCCUUGGAUCUGAUAACUAUGGUGAUAACAUGGCUGGUGUACAAGGACUUCUUAAAAAGCACGAUACAUUCGAAGUGGACCUACAACUCCAUAAACAACGUGUCGAUGAUUUGAUUCGCCAGGGUCAACAGCUUAUCGACUCCGGCAACCACCACGGCCCUCGCAUCAAAGACCGCUGUGACCAGCUCCUGAACCGUCUGCGCGAAAUUCAGGAUAUGGCCGGACGACGCCUCCAGAAACUUCGCGACAACUCCGCCUACUUGCAGUUUAUGUGGAAAUGCGAUGUAGUCGAAAGCUGGAUUGCUGAGAAGGAACAACAGGUUCGGUCUGACGACUACGGUAGGGAUCUGUCUUCAGUACAGAUUCUCUUGACCAAACAGGAAGCUUUCGAUGCUGGACUGAAUGCUUUCGAGCAUGAGGGAAUUCAAAGAAUUACCGAGCUAAAAGAUCAACUUGUGAGCAGCAACCAUCAUCAAUCCCCGGCCAUCCAGAAACGUCACGCCAAUGUGAUAACACGAUGGCAACAACUUCUUGCCCAUUCUGAAGGGCGUCGUCAGAAACUACUGAAAAUGCAGGAGCAGUAUAAACAAAUUGAGGAACUGUACUUGGCAUUCGCCAAGAAAGCCUCUACCUUCAAUUCAUGGUUCGAGAAUGCAGAGGAAGACUUGACAGAUCCCGUUAGGUGCAAUUCAUUAGAGGAAAUUCGAGCUCUCCGAGAAGCUCAUGCUGAAUUCCAGCGCUCAUUGAGCUCCGCUGAAGAGGACUUCCGACAGCUGCAGGCUCUAGAUAGACAAAUCAAGUCAUUCAAUGUUGGUCCUAAUCCGUACACCUGGUUCACUAUGGACGCACUCGAGGAUACGUGGCGUAACCUGCAGAGAAUAAUCAAGGAUCGUGAAGUUGAGCUGCAAAAGGAGAACGCCCGUCAAGAGGAGAAUGACCGAUUGCGUCGAGAUUUCGCCAAACUCGCCAAUGUAUUCCACAACUGGUUGACGCAAACCCGGCAGGAAAUGAUGGAAGCCAGUGGUUCCCUAGAGGAGCAGUUAGAAGUGCUCAAACGAAAGGCUGGUGAAAUUCGAGCGAACAAAACACAAUUGCGAAAGAUUGAGGAACAGGGCGCGAUGUUAGAGAGGAAUUUGAUUCUGGAUAAUAGGUACACUGAGCACUCGACUGUAGGAUUAGCCCAAGCUUGGGAUCAACUGGAUCACUUGGCAAUGCGAAUGCAGCAUAACUUGGAACAGCAGAUACAAGCACGCAAUCAAUCAGGCGUCACGGAAGAGGCACUGCGCGAAUUCUCGAUGAUGUUCAAGCACUUCGACAAGGAGAAAUGUGGACGUUUGGAUCACCAACAAUUCAAGAGCUGUCUUCGAGCGCUCGGCUACGAUCUUCCGAUGGUGGAUGAGGGCCAGCCGGAGCCAGAGUUCAACCGUAUCCUGGAUAUUGUUGAUCCGAAUCGUGACGGUUAUGUGACGCUACAAGAUUACAUGGCGUUCAUGAUUAGCAAGGAAACCGAAAAUAUCCAGUCAUCAGAGGAGAUCGAGAUGGCUUUCCGUGCACUAUCCAAAGAAUUCCGUCCAUAUGUCACUGCCGAAGAGCUUUACGCGAACCUCACCACAGAGCAAGCCGAGUAUUGUAUCAAGAGGAUGAAGCCAUACACGGAUGCUAUUUCUGGUCGUUCCAUCCAAGGUGGCCUCGACUACGAACAAUUCGUUCACGCGCUCUUCCAAAGCUAA